Solanum lycopersicum (tomato) is the source of this 3305-nucleotide messenger RNA. Lineage: Eukaryota; Viridiplantae; Streptophyta; Magnoliopsida; Solanales; Solanaceae. The record is from RefSeq and is a predicted model, not a curated record.
UACUACUCUUACAUCUCUCAGUAUACAACUCAUAUUGUUGAUGAAAUGGUUGAUAUCAUUACAUUUAGUAUAUAGUAGUGUUACAAAAGGCGAGCGCCUUCUCGCCUUUGGCGAGAGUCGAGGGGAGGCGAUGGGUCCUCACCAUUCUCUACAGAGGCAAGGCGAUAUCAAAAUGGCAAGGUGUGGCGACACAAUGGCGACAGAAAAGGCGCCGCCUUUUUAAUCAAAAAUAUUUGACUUAACAAUAGUAGUCAAAAUUAGGUUUUUUUAUGCUUUUAAAUUUCUGUUUUCUCCAUCGCGACUCUGUCUCUCGGCUUCUCCAUCGAUGUCUCUUCUCCCUCGCUCUCUUCUCAAGUUCUCUUCUUGACUUCUCCAUCGUUGUUGGCUUCUCCAUCGCGAGACUCUCUCCAGUUCUCCCUCGUCGCCUAGUGAUUCCGUUCUCCCUCGCCAGCCGCCGCCUCACGAUUCUGUUCUCCAGGUAUGUCAUUUUCUCUCUUCUUCUUCUUCAAUUUUUUUCUGUUCUGUUUUUUGGUGUAAGCAGUGCUUACUGGUUUGUGUGAUUUUUUUUAAAAUUAUAGGCAGUCAAUUAAAAAAAACUUUCUAUUUUUCUAUUUAUUUAUUCCAAUAUUUCUAAACAAUGAAUUAAUUGAAUUUAAUAACCAAUGGCGGAUGCUAGCAAAAAGAGGGACAUUGGAUGGAAUUAUGGCACUCAAGGAGCGACGAAAGAUUCAGUUAAUUAUAACUUUUGUGGGAGUACUUCAAUGGUAGAAUAACUCGACACAAGCAACAUUUAGUGGGUGGUUUCAAGAAUGUUAAACAAUGUGUCACUUGUCCGUCGGAGAUUAGAGAAGAAGUAAGGGCUUAUAUGCAAAACAAAAUUGCUAAUAAUCUCAAAUUUCAAGUGAGGCAGCCGGAAGAAUAUGUUGAUAUUGAUGAAAUGGAUGAUUAUGCGAAAAUGAUGCCUCCCUCCAAAACUCAAAAGAUAUCUUCUAGUGGAGGUUCAUCCACCACACGGAGUGUGACGAAAGGACCUUUGAACCUCUAUUUUUCACAAAAAUCAACACAAAAAGGAGACUUUGAAAAAAGAGGAGGAAUUGAAGAAACAUACAAAAUUCUAAAAGAGCGUGCGGUAAGUGUUUUUGCAAUUUGGAUGUAUGAUGUCAAGCUCCCUUUUAAUUGCGUCAAUCACAAAUCAUUCGAUAAAUUUAUUGAGGCGGUUGGACAACAUAGCCACGGAAUGAAGCAUCCUACAUUCCAUGAAGUUAGAGCCACUCACCUUAAAAAAGAGGUGGAUAAAGUAGAAAAAUUGUUGAUGAGCAUAAAGUGCAAUGGACAAAGUUUGGAUGUUCCAUUAUGAUGGACAAAUGGACGGCACGAAAUGGCAAAAUGAUCAUCAAAUUUUUGGUGAAUUCUCCAAUCAGUAGUGUAUUUCUUGGUUCUGUUGAUGCUAGCAAUGAAUCUACCGAUUCCACCAAAAUGUACAAGUUAUUUGAAAGCACUAUCAAAAGAAUUGAACUAGAAAAUAUUGUACAAAUUGUCACCAAUAAUGCUAGUGAGAAUGUCAAAGCGGAAAGUAUGAUGAUGGGUGCGUAUCCACACAUUUAUUGGACUCCAUGUGCCACUCAUUGCAUCAACUUGAUAUUUGGUGACAUAUUCAAGGUUAAGCCAUAUGAUUCCAGUAAUCAACCUAUCCUUUAACUUACUUUAUAGUCAAUAAUUCAUUAGCUACUAAUUAAUAUAAUUUAAUCUUUCUGUAUUAGUUUUUAAGAAGGCCAUCAGAAUCAAUUCUUGCAUUAGUCAAAGGCCAUUAUUGUUAAACUUGAUGAGAAAAUUCACCAAAGAAAGAAAUUUGGUGAAAUCGGCCAAGACAAAAUUUGCGACGACAUUCUUAACUUUGAGAGCUAUGUACAUACAGAGAAAAAACUUGAGAACUUUAGUCCUCUCAACCGAAUGGAAUUCAAGUAAAUUUGCAAAGGAAACUUUUGGGAAAGAAGUUGUCAAUCUUAUUAUUACUGUCCACUUUUGGAAUGAUGUUGUUCAGGCACUUACAGUUUGUAGCCCUUUGACAAAAGUGCUUCAUUUGGUGGAUGGGGAGAAAAACCCACCAAAUGGGUUAUAUUUAUGAAGCAAUGGAUAGAGCCAAAGAAGCUAUUGCACAUGAUUUUCGUGGAGUUAAGAAGCAAUAUGAGAAAGUGUUUCAAGUUAUUGAUGCAAGGUGGUCAGAACAACUCCAUCGGCCUUUGCAUGCUGCAGGCCAUGUUUUGAACCCAGGAUUAUAUUAUAAAGCUCAAGAAGAGACAAUUAUAUCACAGACUUUGUGGACCGAGUAUUAUGCAUGUGUUGAGAAGUUGGUCCAUGAUACAACAAUACAAGAUGCACUAGUCGCUAAGCUUCCUAAGUACAAAAUGGCGGAUGAACUAUUUGGUUGUUGUCCGGCUAAAAGAGCUAGAGACACAAGGUCACCGGAUAAGUGGGUUGAUUUAGAUCUUACUUAAAUUAUUUAACUUAUUUAUAGUCACUAACCUUUAAAUUUAUUUUAUUAUAGUUGAAUCUCGAGCCUCCUGUUGUACCAAUGUCUCCGUUUUAGGGUGGUGGUCACUAUUUGGUAGUGAAACACCAAACUUGCAAAAGUUUGUCAUGAAAGUAUUAAGCCUAACUUGUAGCUCAUCCGGAUGUGAGCGAAAUUGGAGUGUGUUUGAACACAUUCAUUCCAAAAAGAGGAAUAGGCUUACACUAUCGCGUCUCAAUGAUCUAGUGUACAUUAAGUACAAUAGAACAUUGAAACAUCGUUAUGAUGCUCGUGAUCUUAUUAAUUCAAUUCGCUUGGAUAACAUAGAUGUUUCAAAUGAAUGGUUAGUUGGAUGCCCCGAAGAUCAAGAUGAUGAACUAGUAUAUGAGGAUGAUGAUCUUACUUGGGGUGGUGUUGCUACGACAAUUGGAGCGGACGAGAGUAUCUGUCAUCUUAGGGGACUUUCUUCAAGAUCAACAGUACUUGACAAGGGCAAAAGAGUAGAAAGAACAUCUACAAGUUCAUCUUCAAGUAGGACUCAGACACUAAUUGAUGAAGAAUACGAGAAGGAAGAAGAUGAAGAGCAAUAUAAUGAUGUAGAGGAUUUUGAUCUUCAAGAGUUGGAUAAUUUUGAAGAAGAAUAAACUUAUAAAGUUUUGAUUUAUUGUAUUUUGAAUUGUUUGGUCUUUAAAUUUUAGACAUUUUAGUAUCUACUAUUGGUUUUUGAAUUGAAUAUUUGCUAAUAUGUGUUGUUGCUAUUAAGAUUUUGGAUAAAAUAUGCAAUUAAAUAUUUUUA